AGGAACUGGAACUUUCGACCAAUCCUCACAGUUCACUACACAACUAUCCAAAUAUGGAGACCAACAAGGCUCUCGUUCGAGACACGACGACCUCUUCUUUGAAGAUCAAACAAGGUUCAUAUGCCAGGAAUGCAAUGUAGAAUACCCAUCAAAAGCAUGUCUGGAGUCGCACAGUAUGGUAGUACAUAAUAAAUACUGCGAUGUGUGCCAAAAGCGGUUGGAUAAUGAACCGCACGAGGAGUUGCUACAACAUGGAUUGAAACAUAGUGGUUUGAAACAGUAUCAAUGUGAAUUUUGUUACAAGGGAUUCGGGACCAACAUUGGUGUUGUCUAUCACAAGGCAAAGUCUUUGAUAUGUUCGCUUUGUGGAAAGCAGGUACAUAUCAAAGAGAAGGCAAAGCAUAAAAGAUUACAUCAAAUGUGA
Messenger RNA from Owenia fusiformis, 424 nucleotides. The record is from the annotation of a GenBank genome assembly. NCBI's taxonomy places the organism in Eukaryota, Metazoa, Annelida, Polychaeta, Sabellida, Oweniidae.